AUGCUUCGUCGCCUAGUCUCGUCCAAGAGCGACCACCCAGAGUCCGAUCAAACCGACGAGCACAUGUCACCUUCGCCAGGAGAUGCGCCCUCUUCGCCAGACUCGAGUCGCCCGAGCGGCCUGGCGAGCGUUUUCAAGGGUCUGACCGGCGCCAAAUUGACAAAAUCCCCUCCGCCGAGCCUCAAGUCCGCUUCUUCGAUCCUAUCCCCCAUUGCUGACCACGUCAACGCCACUCGAACAACCCUCGCCGGAUGGUCGCCGAACCACAUGGAGUCCUUGCAGGUGCUGAGAAACGGCAACGGCCCUGUCGGAGAACGUGUUGCUGCUGCGAACUCGCUCAGAUUUGCCGUCGCGGAACACCCCAUGAACCCAGUGCUGGAAAUAUGGGAUGUCGCAAAGACAAUGAUUACGCAGAAUAAAUCGGAUGCGGAGCGGAUUGCUGGCUGGGAACUUUUGUCAGAAUGCGUCAAGCACAAGGCCUCUACCGAUCUGGAGCGUCAAAGUUUCUUUGAAACUCUCAAGGCCCCUGCUCACGCCAACGACUUUCAUCUGCAACUCGCUGCCGUUGAAGAUCUCACUGCCCACGGCCGCGACUUAUCCGGGUUCGACUACCAAGUAAUUCCGCAACUUGAAGUGUGGCUUCGCGAAGCCUACCAGGCAGUCAAAGCGGCAAGGAAGCAAGCUAGCCGUGAUGCCAAGAAGAACGCUGGCAAGGCAAGGUUCUCUGCCGCUGGAGAAGAGAAGAACCUGCACCAGCUCUUCAAAUUCAUCGGCGAUAUUAUCAAGUUCAGUUCCAAUGUGGCCAACGAGAAGUCCAUGACUGAUCUCAUGAAAGUUCUGGUCGCCGUUUGUCUUACCACGACCAUCGAAGAGGAUCUGAAAGCGUCCAUCAACGUCAUUGACACGAUUGUAACUUUUGGUGCUUUGCCCACUGCAAGCUUCAAGGAGUGCGUCCUGGUUCUGGGUUCCAUCUUCUGCCUCGUGCCGAGCUUGUCCAAGAUCGCUUGGCACACAAUAUCCAUUCUCCUAAAAUCGCACAACGGCCCUGCAGCAGUGAGGGUGCUUGUAGACCUACUACGGAAUCUUCCAGCGGAUGGAACCAGCAAGGGGAAAGACACGAGAGAUAUUCGAGGCGUGUUGGCUGUUCUCGAAAAGCUAUUGACGAAAAACACGGAGAAGGGAUAUCCGCCCGUGCCUUUUGCACUCCUCCUCGAUGGAUUGGUCGCAGCUGUCCACAGCACCGACUCCGGCCGAGUUCACUGUGCUGUACUCAAGCUGAUCAAUUCUCUUUUCCGGGAUGGCGCCGGCAACAUUCACCAUCUGAUCAUUGAGGAGGACUGGUCGACGCUUUUCAACAUUGCUGCGGAAUGCUCCAAAAAGGCACCGUCGGGCAUUCUCGUCAACAGCGAGAUGAUUGCCCUCGCAAAUGAGCCUGACCGUCCAGAUGGCGCAAUAGGGAUCGAGUUGCUGAAGCUCAUUGCGCGCCUGGAGGAGUUGGCUGCGCAAAAGUCGGGUGAUUUCGUUCCGCGACAGAUCAUCAUAAGAUUCUUCAUCGAUAUCCACACUAGACUUCCAGACUCGGCAGCGCGCUGCGUUCUCACCUACUUCCAGGAAUUCAGAUGCUGCUCGCCUUCGGACUUACAAUGGGAAGAGAAUCUGGCUUUGGUCCUUAAAGAGUUCUACGCAAACAGGAGUCGCAGCUCCGAGACCCGCCUGUUAUCUCUCCAGGCCGUAACGGAGUCCUAUGAUAUGCUGGACCUCAUUGGUGAAGGGCUCGGCGACGACGACUGUGUUCCGAAUUUGAUCAAGGACCUUCUCAACAAUAUUGCCGAUGAAACCAACCUCCUGGUGCUCGAGUCUGUAGUGGCUUUCAUGGUUUCUGUCGCCGUUUCCUCAGAUUUGGAGCUCUUCAACUACAUUACGGAUACCCUCAGAACAAUUGUUGUCAAUGACCGUCUCUUAUCGCCCAUCGCGUCGUCCGCGUCUCGCCCAACGACUCCCGUUAGUGGCGAAACAGUGACUCCUCCCAAGAGUUACACGUCCUCCGGGGUCGUGACAAGAGGAUACGUCAAGCUAUUCAUGCGUUGUAUGAAUUUGGACGGACCCAAGACCCUCAAACUCUUUGACACACUGGUCAAUAUCGCGAAAACGAGCCAUUGCAAGACUGAUGCCCGGCUGACUGCCAUGAAGCUACUAUUCCGACUUCGAGCGGAUUGGGCAAAUCGAGUUUUCCUGAUAAACGACACAGAAUCCGACGGUCUCGCGGCGGCAUUGCUCCACACAGCUUCUUCUCGGGCGAAGAAGCAUUCUGAAGACGCAUCUCAACCUUCAAGACCCAGUAGGGCCGACAUGGGCGCUGUCUCCCGUUCUACGAGAGGAAUAUCCUUCAGUAGUUCAGGAACGCAAGAGAGAGUAUUUCCGAUCCGCUCCGCCAGCGGGGCAAAAUCAUCCUAUCCAUACAAACAACUUUGGGCGUUGCCUGACCCUGAGGCAUUGCCCGAGUCCCCAUCGGCGAUUGCGAGCCCUAUCUUGGUAUCAUUCGUCGAGGACCUAGAGCCAGAGGCCACAGAAGAAAACGAACCAUCCACCGUGGAGACGAAGCAGAUCGCACUGAACAUGGACUCUUGGCUUGACACGAUUGUACACAUCAUUGAAAGUGGCAGUGAAUGGGAGAUCUACAGCAUGGUAUUGGUUCAUCUGCCUUCGCAAUUGACCAACCACGCCAUUUUCCGCAGUGCGGUGCCGCAGAUUCAAGAGCUUCGACGAGUAACAUGCGAGCAAAUCAGGACGAACAACUUCCAAGAACCGCCAAACUCUACAAGCCUGCGACGCGCCGAUGUCGCUAUUUGUCUGUUCCAUACCUUGACAAUGAUUCUCAGCUACCACGAGUACUUCCAAAAGGACCAAGAGGACGAGAUUGUGCAGGCAUUCGUCAAGGGUAUUUCGACCUGGGAGCGAUGCGCAAAGUAUUGCAUUCACGCGCUGUCAAUUUGUUGCCACGAGCUGCCUCUGUCCACCAGCAAAACCUUGGUGCAGAUGUUGCAGAAGAUGGCACAAAUCAUUACACAGCCCCACGUUGCAAUGCACAUUUUGGAGUUCCUCGCUUGCUUGAGCAGAAUGCAAAAUCUCUAUGUCAACUUCAGAGAAGACGAGUACCGCAUUGUGUUUGGAAUUUGUGUUCGCUAUCUCCACGAAACAGCAACACCGACGGGGUCCACCUCGGACCUUUUGCAUCCGAAUGCUGCAGACGAUCUGCCUCAGUAUGUGUAUGCUUUGGCGUACCACGUCAUCACGUUCUGGUUCCUGGCUUUGAAGCUUCCAGAUCGUGCCAACCAUGUCGGUUGGAUUGCCAAGAACCUGCUCAGCGACGUUGACGGUGGGCAGAACCCUGAAGAGCAAGCCCUUGUCACGCUUGAUUUCAUGCAAAGGGUCGCCUACGCAGACGCCGAUGAGUCUUGUGAGGACCUUCUCUUUACUAAGGAGCGGUUCGGGGAAAUUUUGAAGCGAAGAUGGUUAAUGGGCAACAGCAUUGUGACGAUUGAGCAAUCGACGACGACUGGGUGGUCACAAAUCACGAAGCGGCAACCAUCGGGCACGUCCUCCUACAUUGUGCAUGAGAACUUCCGACCACGCCCAGCCCACCAAGCCCAGUACAUCUCUGAUGUCUCGAGAGACGGCCAAGUGACCAAUAACAAUAUCCUUCCCAGCCACUUGAUGGUGCAGUUGAUGACUUCAACGCCUCAAACGCAGGAUACUGCCCGGCCUAUUCCUCUCCCCAACGAUGAACCGACCCAACGAACGGUCCGUCUUUUUGACCGCAGCUCAACCGUAGACGGCCACAAGGUUGGAGUGGUGUAUAUUGGUGAGGGCCAAACAGAGGAGACGGAGAUUCUUGCCAAUGUCUCGGGUAGCAGCGAUUAUGUGGCCUUUCUCAACGGUUUAGGCGCUCUGACGAGGCUGAAAGGGUCCAAGUUCAAUACCCAGGGACUCGACAGAGAGUACGACACUGAUGGCGAGUACACCUUUUGCUGGCGCGACAAAGUAACCGAAAUGGUGUUCCAUGUCAUCACACAAAUGCCCACCAACCUUGAGCGGGACCCUCAAGUCAUUAUGAAAAAGCGGCACAUUGGCAACGACUUUGUCAACAUCAUUUUCAACGACUCUGGUAUGCCCUUCAGAUUUGACACUUUCCCGAGUGAGUUCAACUACGUCAAUAUCGUCAUCACUCCAGAGGCAAGGGCGUCAUUCCUCACCAUCAGAGAAAACCCGCCGAGCGAAGGGAAACAUCCGCCGUUUUACAAAGUCCAGGUGAUGAGCAAACCCGGCUUUCCCGAAAUCUCGCCAGCCUCUGAGACAAAGAUGGUCAGCCUGAGGGCUCUGCCAGGAUUCAUCCGACUUCUGGCCCUCAACGCCUCCGUCUUUUGUCUGGUGUGGGCAAACCGCGAGGGUGGCGAGCAUGUCAGUUCCUGGCGCAACAGGCUCAGAGAGAUUAAGAAGUUGCGAGACAAACACGGCCCCAAGAAUAACACUACCACCGUCCACCAAUCGUCGCAUCCACACUUGAGCCACCUGAACAGUAUCUCGACACCUUCGCCGCCGCCUUCGUCAUUGGGCGGCGCAGUCCUGGGCAAUAAUCACCUCAUAGCACAAGGCGUAGAUGCGUCCAAAUCUGCGGCCAAUGUGCGCGACAGCUUCAGCAGUCUACGCAGGUCCUCGGUCGCAACCUUUUUCACGAGCACCAGCGAGCAGACCAGCCACCGGAGCUCUAUGCUCUCUACCACUACCAACGAUACGGAAGUUUCACCAGUAAACGGACUCGAUGCCCUAGUUGAAUCCGUGGACUUCUCCAAGUGGGCAUAA
Messenger RNA from Colletotrichum fioriniae, 4860 nucleotides. NCBI's taxonomy places the organism in Eukaryota, Fungi, Ascomycota, Sordariomycetes, Glomerellales, Glomerellaceae. The record is from RefSeq and is a predicted model, not a curated record.